GGGACGCCUGGCCUCCGCGUCUCCAUGGAGACGGGCCCGCUCCGGCCGAGCGACGUUGGCGAUGGCGGCCGGGGAGCCGGGGGACUUGGACGGCUACUGCUUCAGAUACCUGCCUCAGAAAACCUUCCAGUGUCUGAGCGCCCCAGACACCGCCAGCCGGCUCCGCCAGUGGUCGAUGCUGGGCCGAGUCGCGGCGCAGGCGUUCGGCUUCGACCAGACGUUCCAGGCGCACCGCAGGGACGACUUCCUCACGGCUUUUUUCAAAGACCCAAAUGUUAUUCCCAAUUUGAAGUUACUUUCAGAUUCUUCUGGACAGUGGAUCACAUUAGGAGCUGAAGUGAAAAAAAUUGAAGCUACAAAUGUUCCUUGUACACAGCUUUCAAUGUCAUUUUUUAAUCGGUUGUAUGAUGAAGAUAUUGUACGAGCCAAUGGACAUAUUAUUAAAUGUUUAGAUUCUUUUUGUGAUUCCUUUCCUAUUUCUGAUGAGUUACGAAAAGUUUUGCUUGUGGAAGACUCAGAAAAAUAUGAAGUGUUCAGCCAGCCUGACAGAGAGGAGUUCCUGUUUUGUCUUUUCAAACAUCUUUGCCUCGGUGGAGCACUUUGUCAGUAUGAAGAUGUGCUUCAUCCAUAUUUGGAAACCACAAAGCUUCUCUAUAAAGAUCUAGUGAGUGUCCGAAAGAAUCCUCAGACCAAGAAAAUACAAAUUACUUCUUCUGUCUUUAAAGUCAUGGCUUAUGACUCUAAUGGUGUGUGCUACCCUUCCACAAAGAGUCACGAACAGACAUUUUCUUACUUUAUCGUGGAUCCAAUCAAGCGUCACGUUCAUGUUUUAUAUCACUGCUAUGGUGUGGGGGAAAUGUCUUAACAUUGUUCUCUCAGAUGAUCUAUUUUAAUAUUGCUUUACUUACCAAUUUUUAAUUUUAAUGCCAAUUUAUAGGUAAACAUUUAUUUUGCAAGUUAAUUCAAGAAAAGUAUAGAGAGCCUGCUUAGAGCAGAAGGAAACAAAUACCACGGUGCCUUUCUUUAAAUUUAUCUGGAAUAGCAGUGUAAGGACCAAAUUCCAUCCAUAACACAAUCAACAACAAUACAGUUUUUUUUUUUUUACAAAAAAACUGGGAAAGUCACAAAGAACUAAAAAUCUAGUUCAUAUUUGUUGCAUUAAGAAUUAAGUAAGCCCUCAAUUUUCCAUGUGUUUUAUUUUAGAAGCUAAUUAAUUCUGGGUUGAAAUUGUGGCAGAAAACUGAACAUCGCUCUAUUGAUCAAUAGGAACUGUUAGCUUUUUAAAUUUGAGUUUCAUUUUAUUACAUAAAGAUUUACAUCUCUAGGGCUGUAGAAUGCGUAACGAUGCCUUGGCUUCAUUUGUCCCACUUAAAAUCCUGAAUAAAAAGUAAUGUUCUGGGGUGCCUGAGUGGCUCAAUUGGUUGAGUGUCUGCCUUGGCCUAGAUCAUCAUCCCAGGGUCCAGGGAUAGAGUCCCUCAUCAGGCUCCCUGCUCAGUGGGGAGCCUCCUCCCUCUCCUUCUGCUUGCUGCUCUGCCUUCUUGUGCAUGCUUGCUCUCUCUCUCUCUGCCAAAUAAAUAACAUCCUUUUUUUUUUUUUUUAAAAAAAAAAAAAGAAGGGAUCCCUGGGUGGCGCAGUGGUUUAGCACCUGCCUUUGGCCCAGGGUGCGAUCCUGGAGACCUGGGAUCGAAUCCCACGUCGGGCUCCCGAUGCAUGGAGCCUGCUUCUCUCUCUGCCUCUCUCUCUCUCUCUCUCUCUCUCUGACUAUCAUAAAUAAACUAAAAAAAAAAAAAAAAAAAAAAAGAAAAGAAAAAGAAAAAAAAAAGUAAUGUUCUCAGGGCACCUGGGUGGCUCAGUAGUUGAGUGCCUCCCUUCGGUCCAGGGUGUGAUCCUGGGUUCCCGGGUUGGAGUCCCACAUUGGGCUCCCUGCAUGGACCCUACUUCUCCCUCUGCCUAUGUCUCUGCCUCUCUUUCUCUCUGUGUCUCUCAUGAAUUAAAUAAAUAAAAUCUUCUUUUUUUUAA
Nyctereutes procyonoides (raccoon dog) is the source of this 2019-nucleotide messenger RNA. RefSeq names its product cilia and flagella associated protein 300 (gene CFAP300). The record is from RefSeq and is a predicted model, not a curated record. NCBI's taxonomy places the organism in Eukaryota, Metazoa, Chordata, Mammalia, Carnivora, Canidae. The transcript is spliced from 7 exons. Bases 62 to 865 code for a protein of 267 amino acids.